CUAUCGUGCAUAUCGUGGACCCUUUUAGGAUAAUUUUAUUUCCAGUAGUUAAUUAAUAAUUAGGUUUAAAAUCCUUAAUUUAUUCAUUUAUAUAAACAAGCUUUUCCUUCACUAUGGAUCUAAUGUUUUAAAGACUAUGUGAACGUAAGAAGUGUAAAGAACUCGGUCAGCUGUAUUGGUAUUUUUCUCAUAAUAUAAGAAUCAUGGAGGUAUCCCACUCCCUUACCCUGAAUGAAACGGCACUGCAGCAGCUGCCUGAUGACAAGAAGCCACAUUUCAUCUUUGAAUGGCUUCGAUUCCUUGACAAAGUCCUUGUGGCGGCUCAUAAGUCUGACAUUAAGAGCUGUCAACAAAAGCUGGUAGCACAACUAGUGAAUCUCCUCCGAGAAAAUUUGGGUUCUCCGGCUCGACGGCUGCUUGCUCGCUGUCUGGCCACACUUUUCUCUGUUGGAGACACCUUCUUACUGUUUGAUACUGUCAACAAAUGCAAUGAUAUCAUUAAAGUUAAAGAUGACUCUCCUUCUUACUUGCCCACAAGACUAGCUGCGAUAUGCUGCUUAGGGGGGAUGUACGAGAAACUCGGCCGAAUGAUGGGGCGUUCGUACGAGGAAACAGUGACAACCCUAGUCAGGUCACUCAAGAGUGCCGAGUCGCAAACAAGACUGGAAAUAAUGAACACAUUGGAGAAGAUUUGUGUUGGCAUGGGCCUAGCCGCGCCCGGGGCCCUGCGAGAGGUGUCCCGAGCCGCGCGCGCAGCGCUGCUGUCAGACCGCGCGCCCGCCGUCCGCGCUGCGGCGGCUAAUGCACUACGACAUAUGUUACCACUGAUGAAGCUCACCGCAGCGGACCUGGAUGCCAUAGCAGCGGCUUGCUUGAGAGCCGCGCAGCCGACUGACUACACGCUGAGAUGUGCGGUAUCCGAAUUACUUGGCGCUUUAAUAGCGGCUACUCAAGCGGGCGAAACGUCUAUUUUGAACAGCAAACUCAAAGUGGGCGCACAAGCGGUGCAACAAAGCAAAAAGGACGCACCGAAGAACGUGGUAUCGUUAGACGAAGCGCUGAACCUCCUGAUGGGUGCUUUCUUAAGGGGCGGCACUUCUUUCCUGAAGGGCGAACUUAUCAAGUCAGGCUCGGGUGUUAGCCGGGAGGUCCGCGUCUGCGUUACUCAUGCGUACGUGAUAUUCGUCCAGAACAUGGGUGGCGUGUGGUUGGAGCGUAACUUGACGACUUUUCUCACUCACGUGUUGGACUUGGUGGCCAACCCUAAAGCCGCUAGCUCACACGUCGACGCCGUUUAUUCCAGGAAAUGUAUAAACUACAUUCUCCGCAACACUCUCGGCAAGAUGCUGGGCGAGAAAGCGCAGGCUUCGGCGUGCCGCGAGAUCAUUCAGAUCGUCAUCAAACAGAUGAACAGCAUCGACUUCAACCCGGAAAACGCCAAAGAUUGUAAUCAGGAGACACUGUUCAGCCAACAUCUGCUGGUAUGCGCGUUGAUGGAAGCGGGCGAGCUCACGCUGCAACUCGGCACUUCAGUGCAAAACCUCGUGUCUGACACCUCGCUGAAUAUGAUCGACGCCAUAUUCGCGGUACUGGAGCACCCGUGCGUAGCAGCCCGCCUGGCCGGUGCGUGGUGCGUGCGGUGCGUGUGCGUGGCGCUGCCGUCGCAGAUCACGCCGCUGCUGGACAAGUGCGUGGACGCGCUGGACGCACCGCGCUCGUCACCUACGCCGCACCAUAUCUCUGGAUAUUCCGCAGCCCUGGCAGCAGUGCUGGGGUCAGUCCGUCUUUCCCCUCUCGGCGUGCCGCACGGCCGAGGCAAAGUAGCCUUCAACGCAGCUGAACAGUUGCUAAGAUCGGCCGGGCAAAGCAGCCGACUGACGGCUGCGAGGACUAACGCUGGCUGGCUUAUCGUUGGAGCUAUUUGCACAUUAGGUGUUCCCGUGGUGCGCGGACUGUUACCGCGAAUGCUGUUGCUCUGGAGGAACAGUUUCCCGAGAUCCGCCAAGGAGAUGGAGUCGGAGAAAGCCCGAGGCGAUGCAUUCACCUGGCAGGUGACGUUGGAAGGACGCGCCGGGGCGUUGUCGGCGCUCCACAGCCUAUUAAUUCACUGUCCAUCACUAGUUAACAACGAUGAUACUGCCAAACGGUUGACGCAGCCCAUAGAUGGAGCUAUCGCGGUCCUUACCAAUGUUGGCGGCGUACUUCGCAACUACGGCGGUUCUCUAAAAGCACCGGCAGCGCUACUGAGACUGCGGCUGUACCAGGCGUGCGCGGCGCUGGGGCCGGGCUCGCAGCCCGCGGCGCCGCUGCUGCGGCUGCUGGCGGGCGAGCUGGCCGGCACGCCGGACCCGACCACCGCCAACCUCGCCACUGGUAUGCUGCGAAGCGCUAUGCAUCCCCACGAUACUAUUUUGCUGGGAGACGAAGGCUGGAUCUACGACACAGAUCAUGCUGAAAUUGAAGAACAGCUGAUAUCGCCGCUCAGCGCUAGUGGCUCGGGAGCCCUAGAGCACGAUCCCUGCUGCUUGUAUCGCGGCGGGGCGGCCGCGCAGCCGCUAGGAGUUGCGGUGAUCGACGCCUGUGUGGCACUCUUCCCGCACACCUUCGCUAGGGCUGCCAAUAAACACAGGCAACAAAUGUUAGAGCACUUCACGGAGUGCAUCAAGAUGUCGAAGGGAACACGUCAGGAGGCCAUACAAGUGAACGUUUACACCGCGCUGCUCCUGGCGCUGAGGACGCUCGCGGAGCAGAAGAGCUCGCUCGGACAGGAUGCCGUUAAGACGGCUGCUACUGAACUUAUUCUUUCGGGCCUAUCAUCGACCAGCGUUCCGGUCCGCGCGGCGGCGGCGUCCUGCGCCGGCCGGCUCUGCGGCUGCGUCUCCGAGGCCGAGAGCCAGGCGGUCAGCGAGCGCGUGCUGGCGCUGACUCGCUCCACCGUGCGGACGACCCGGGCCGCGGCCGCGGCGGCCGUGGGCGCCGUGCAGCGGGCGCGGGGAGGCAGCUCGGCGGCCGCGCUGCCGGCGUUGAGGGCCAUGGCGCAGGACGCGAGCGGACAGGAGGCCCAGGUCUGGGCUCUCCACGCGCUCUCCGUGUUAGCCGACGCCUCAGGACCCAUGUUCCGCAGUCACGUAGAGUCCACGCUCAACGUGGCCUUGAAGCUGCUAUUCACGGCGCCGCCCUUCCAAGAGGACUUGCAUCGCAGCGUAGGGAGAUUGCUGUCUGCGCUGAUCACUGUUGUUGGGCCUGAGUUGCAAGGCAGCGCUGGAGCAACAGUGGGCCGCUUCCUGUGCGCAUGCGCGGCGCUCAGCGAGUGCGGCGGCGGCGGCGCGCGCGCCGAGGGCAUCGGCUGCCUGCAGCAGCUGCAGAUGUUCUCGCCCCGCCACGUCAGCGCGCACAUGCUAGUGCCCUCGCUCGCUCGGGACCUGUCAAGCUCUGAGCUGGCGGUGCGCCGCGCGGCGCUCUGCUGCCUGCGCCAACUGUCUCAGAAGGAGGCCGCAGAAGUUUGCCGGUACGCGAUGCUCGCCAAGGACCACGUGCCCGCCCGCCCUUACUGUGGCGUGGUGAUCACCGACACGGGCCUGCCCGGCGCCCUGUUCGCGUUCCUGGACACGGAGCGCGACGGGACGGCGCAGUCGUACGCGCGCGACACGCUCACGUGCUGCCUGCUGGCCGCCGCCGCCAAGCGCACCGUGCGCGACUGGCUCGCGCUCGCCAAGCGCGUGCUCACCGUGCGCCUGGAGGACUGUAACAACCCUGACACUGAUUUCGAUGGCGAAGGCGACGAUGAUCAAGCGGAAUUCCACGCGGACACGGACGAGUCCACGCAUCCUGCAGUCCAGUCGAGGUGGCCCACUAGGGUUUUCGCAAUGGAAUGCGUCCAGAAAAUAAUGGGUGCGUGUGAAGCGACAGGCGAUCCAGCGCACUUCGACCUAGUCAAGGCCAAAGAGAAACAACUGACUGAUCCUGACAGUGAUUACCUGUCGCUGCACCUGUCCGACCUGGUGCGCAUGGCGUUCGUGGGCGCCACGGGCGAGGCGGACGCGCUGCGGCUGUGCGGGCUGCGCACGCUGCAGCUCAUCGUGCGCCAGUUCGCGCAGGCGCCCGAGCCCGACUUCCCGGGACAUCUGCUGUUGGAGCAAUAUCAGGCGCAGGUUGGAGCGGCGCUAAGACCUGCGUUCUCUGGUGACACGGCUUCUCACGUGACCGCCGCGGCCUGCGACGUGUGCUCCGCUUGGAUCGGCUGCGGCGUCGCCAGGGACAUCAACGACUUGAGAAGGGUGCACCAGUUGCUCGUCUCGAGCCUGGACAAGUUGAACACAAAGGGCAACACUACACUCAUCUACAAUGAAAGUAUGGCUACGCUUGAAAAAUUAUCCAUCUUGAAAGCCUGGGCCGAGGUGUACAUAGUUGCAAUGGUAAGCAACGGCAGCGCGCCAGGCAGCUACAUCAAGCAGCUCGACAGCAAACCGAUUAAUAAUCGCGCCGAAAUCGCAAAAUGGCGGAACCAGCUGCUGCGAACCAACAGCCAGGUCGAAGACGUGACCCCGGAGAAUGAUGAUGAUUACGGCGACUUCGAAUCUAAAGGCGAGAGCUUGUUGAAGUUGGUUGAACCUGAACUGGAAAGCUUGGGCGAGAAUUGGAUCGCGGCGUUGAAGGAUCACGCCCUGUUGAGUUUGCCGCCCGAGUUCGCAUCCCAGCUGCCGCACGGCGGCGGCGCGUUCUACUCGGCCGAGACAGCGGAGGCGUCGCGCGCGCACUACGCCCGAGCGUGGCCUUCUCUGCUCUACGCCGCGGCCUUGAGAUACAACGCUAACGUCGACAAACCCCUCCCUACUGCCGAUAAAUCUGAAAAUACAUUAGACAACAGGGCAAAUAAGACUGAAAAUGGAAACUUUGAAUUCUUCGAACCCGUUGAUGAGAGAUUCCAUUUACUAUUUGGAAUAUGUAUGGAAGCCCUGUGCGCCCAAAGGGAUAUGACCGUCGACAACACUAUCUCUGUCCUGCUCUCGAUAGUUACUCUCUUGGACGCGCCCGGAAACAGAGCGAGGCUUCUGAAGGACAGGGCCCUGGCAAUAGAGUUGUGUCAGAUAGUGCACCGCACCGGGCUGACGCUGGAGAGCGUGGAAGCACUGCUCCUUGUGGCCGACGUGCUGAAACUCAUCAUCGCCGGCGCUCGCGAGCAGUUGCAGGCCAACAUGCAGGCCAAGAUCAAAGAAUUAGCACCAGACGAGCCAUCAAACAACAUCCCCGAAUCAGUCCUGGAAGUGGUCCACACGCUGGGCGAAGGCGGGCCCACGGGCGACCUCCCCCCCGGCAAGUCGCUCGUGUUCGCCUGCCUGGAGGUGUGCGUGUGUCUCGCCGUGCGCCGCCUGCCCGGCCUCAGCCCGAGGAAGCAGGAGGGCGCUGUAGGAGUUAUAGGCGUGCCGAGGGGGUUGGGCGUGCAUGGGGACGCGUUGUUAGUCAGCACGUUGGCUGCCAUGGGGGAGUUGACAUCGUUAACUAGUCCGCAAGGCGCUCUAUCCCUCCUCCCGACGAUACUGUACCUGGCGCUAGGCGUGCUGGGCGAGUGCGCGGACGCGACACUGGGCGAGGCGGCGGUGCUGCUGCUGCAGCAAGCCUGCGCGGCUCGCGCGCCGCGGGUGCUGCCGCACACGCGCGACCAGCACCAGCGCCUGCUGCACUCCACGCUCGCCAAGCUGCUCGAGAAGGUCAAGACCGACGAAGUCGGACAGCGCAUCGACCCAGUGAUUGGUGCGCGAGCUAUGGCGGUGCUGCUAAAUCAUUCGGAGCCCACGCCUUCCCUGCACUACCCCUGUAUUAACCACUUCAGGCAGUGCCUCGAGACCAGAGACAAUGAGGUGUUCGCGCAGUGCUGCGGCGUGGUGCGCACGGUGUGGUCGCAGGCGCCCGCGUCGUGCGUGUCGUGGUGGGCGCGCGCGCUGGCGGCGCGCGUGGCGGCGCGCGCGGCCGCGGCGCGCCGCCCCGCCGACGCCGCGCACACCCGCGCCGCCGUGGCCGCCGUCACCGCGCUCGACGAUCUGCUCAAUGUUGCUCCCGAACAUGCGCGCAUCCAGCUGCUGUGGCUGGUGGUGCCCAUCGUGAUCUCGUACCUGCGCGAGGGCGGCGAGCUGGCGCGCGCGGCGCCGCACCAGCGCGCGCUGCACGACUUCGCGCUCGCCUGGCUCACGCGCCAGGGGCCCAAGCAUCCGCAGGAGUUUAAGACGAUGAUGUCCCAGUCGGCGGAGCUGCGAAGUAAGCUGGAGACGGCCGUGAAGGGCAGCCAGGCCGGCGCGCGCCGCGCGCAGCCGCGCCGCGUGUUCGAGCCGCCGCCCGCCAGGCCCACCAUACAGCUCAAGACUGACUUCAGCGACUUUAGAUAACUGCGCUACGCCCUCACAACACUAAACUACCACAUCAUGUCAUCAUCAUCAUCAUAUCAGCCUUUAUCGCCCACUGCUGAGCAUAGGUCUCUCUUCGAGUACGCCACUUAUCCCGAACCAAUCUCAUCCAGAAGUGACCCGCAAUCUUCCGAAUGUCGUCCACCCAACGAGCUAACGGACGCCAGGCAUUAUGAACCCCAUAUAAACUAACUAUUGGAGGAGAAGUUGAUUCAUGUUAUGCGUAUCUAGAAAUAAAUUAUUGUAACAGCCGGGCUAGCACAUGAUUGGCGCGACAGUAUCUCGUCGCGAGAUAGACCACCCGUCCCUCUUUAAUUAAUACAGUUAGAAAAAGACAGGUAGUCUAUCUCGUGGCGAGAUACUGUCGCGCCAGUCAUGUGCUUGGCCUACAGGUAAUAAAGCCCUAAACGUCACGAGAUAAAAGGCAGUGAAGCAGUAAAGCAGCGUCUAAACGUAAACUUACGUUACUUGCACUAAUGACAGUUAAGAUUAUAGAGAUUAAGUAGAUAAGUAUAUAACGUAAAAUCACAUGGAGUAUUAAGGAAUAGGUGAAAUUGGGAUUAAAACGUGACCACAUCUAAAAUAUGAGUUGGGUCAGAAGGUAUCUGACUUUAUUGGUUAGUAGGUAUAAGAAAACGACCAGUGGUGAAUGUAGUGAGGUAAUCAAAAUUUACUAUGGAAGGGUAUACCUAGGAUAAAUAAAUAACAAAACAUUACACAGACUGCUAAUACUUAGCGAAAUACUUAUAAACCGCAAGCCAGGGUAGAGAAAAAUAUUCAGUGAUUAUAGGUAGUCAUGAAAUGCAAUAAUUCAUAAUUAGUCGAAAAUAUUGAAGCUAACAAAAUGUAUGUGAAACGAUUAUUAGAAAUGUAAUUAUUAAUAACGAUCUCUUGCGUAGUAUUUAUUAUAUUAUCGAACGUUAAAAUAAGCAACUACAUAUUAGGUUGUUUAAGCACAAGGUAGUGUAGAUACCAAUUACCAAGGGAGCUGGGAGUAGAACAAUGAUGGAAGCAUUAGACUGUCAAUGCCUAAUUGCAGUGCCGGAUUUAGACAUUUGCCGCCCGUAGGCUAUGCCGAUUUUGCCGCCCCUAUCCACCUCGAAGAAGGUGACGUCACUAUUCUAGAAACAGAUUUAUAUGGGCCGUUUUUGUCACUCAAUGACGUUGCGACCUCUUUAUAUUUUUCCUGAUCUGAUCGGCGACCGGUUCGGUGGUGCUGGGUUUUGGCCAUUGAGAACCACAAAUAAUGUUCCUACAUAAAAACGCGAGCGUAGCGAGCGCUAAUUUUUUUGUAGAAAUAGCGCAAUUCGAUAGAAAAUGGUACAUUUUUAGGACGAAACGGAAUCCAUAUGGAUCACUUUGUUGUCCGCCUGGCCGUCUAUCUGUCUCAAUAUAAGGGUCUUGACAUGACAGAAGGCGGCAAAAUCGACAAAUAAUGCUUGUUAUUUAAUGCUAACUAAUAAAUAGGGGAGCGACAAAAUUCUGGUCAACCCUAUCUGAACAGCAGUAUUUUUUGGACCCAAAUUUGCCGCCCCCUAUAAUCUGCCGCCCUAGGCUUCAGCCUACUCAGCCUAGUGGUAAAUCCGGCACUGCCUAAUUGGUUCUAAAGAACUACGAGUUCGUUGUUCUGAAUCUGGAUGGCAAUAGAAUUAAAAUUAAUUGUAAGUUAUAUUGAGGCUAGCAAUACUAAUUGGCUUACAUUAUUCAUUUUAUAAAAGGAAAAGAAAUACCUGAGAGACAGACAAUAUAAUUAAUUUUUAAAGUAAACAUUCCAAACAGAUCAAGCCUUCAUCAAUUAUGAUGACAGACCGCAAUUGGUAACGACUAAUUUCUAAACGUAAUAAACUUCCUUAUUUAAAUAUAAAAUAGUAUAUUCCGGUCUGUCCCCACCCAACACAGAAAUGAUUCAUUCCCAUCUUGUCACCGAUGACCAUGUAACCCUACAUAGACAGACAGAUAGAACACCUAUAAAAUAUAAUUAUGCUUAAUUAAGUGAUUAAUAUUUUGAAUCUAAAUACUGCUUAGUGUCAUAGAUUAUAGGCAUUAUAGCAAUUAUAGAUUAUAUUUUAAUUGUUGAAAAUUGUAAGGAGUGUAUCGAAUGUUGAAUGUGGUGAAAGUUUGAGAUACGUGUCGAUGUUUUAACUGACAAUAUUUAAUCAUUUUAUGUACUGACCUCGACAUUUUAUUUUUAAGUAAUAGGGUAAAACAGUAGGUAUAGGAGCAUUCCAUCAAAUUGUCUACCGUUGUCCCGUACAAACGCGAAGUUUCUGAAGAUUUAAAGGUAUAAGAGUUUCCUUUUCUAUGACAAAUGGUCAAAAAGAUGCACAGAAAAAUACCUUUUCUCAAAAAUGGACGGCAAAGUCGACUUUGCCGUCUAAAAAAUAGGUCGCGAAGCGCGUAGUUUAUGGUCAGUCGAAAAUUAAAAAGUUAAAAACAUUGCAGUCUCGAUUUUGGGACUGCAAUGUUGCAUACAAAUUCCAUUAUUUGUCGAGUUCCAAACUUUUUAAAAGUUGAAAUGACCAUAUCAAAUACACUUCUAUUUUUUUAUUAAUAAAAUAAAAAGGCGGCAAGGGCUUUUUUCUGUCAAAAUAUAUAUGUAAGAACGUUGCUUUUGUAAAAUAUUUCUAUGAUAUUUAUAUUUCUUGCACCAUUUUUGAGAAAAGCACUAUAUAUGACUCGGCUGGAAGACUACUUGCUGGCUUCGGAUGCAAUUAAACGGACUCCCAAGGUCGUCCGUUUAAAACGAAUCCUCAGGCUGCAAGUAGCUACUUCCGAGCCUCGACAAUAAUGUACUAUUGCCUGCUAUAGAUGCCGAGAAAAAAGUCGCAACACAGGAAAUACAAUGCGUUUGUACGGGACAGCCCGUGGAAUGCUCUUAUAAUGACAUUGGUCACGACAUUUCAAGAAUUGCGUGUAUUGCACGCUUAGUUCCUAGCUGAAAUCUCACGAGAACUUGCAAAGUAGAAAUCUAAAGUUGGAUUUUAACCUAGUUAUUUUUUUAUGUUCCGUUUUGAAUUAAGCUGUUAACUGACAAGUGCACGAAAAAACUUGAAUAGAUUGUUACAGUAACUUGGAAACUAAAAUAUAGUCUUUAUUGCCGCUUAUUGCCCUUUGUAAUAAAGUUCUCAAGAGUUUCAGCAAUUAGUGUGCUAAUAUAGUAGAAAUUAAUAAUCAAAAUAAUUGCCGUGUUAGAUAAUGAAAUUCUGAUUGCCAAAUUUUUGUCCGAAAUACUUAAUUUUCCAACACUGCCUUUAUUAUUCCAAAUAUUGAGUGUCGAAUGCCAAUUCUCGUAUAUUUGUAUUGUGUAAGUUUCAUGUGUUAAUGGAAUUAUUUAUUUAUCAUAUUGUCAGUCAGUAACUUAUUUUAAGGCUUUUAUUUAAAUAUACCAUUUACCUAACAAAAA
Cydia fagiglandana is the source of this 9801-nucleotide messenger RNA. Its product is annotated as HEAT repeat-containing protein 5B. NCBI's taxonomy places the organism in Eukaryota, Metazoa, Arthropoda, Insecta, Lepidoptera, Tortricidae. Gene Ontology annotation, cellular component: membrane; Golgi apparatus; endocytic vesicle. The transcript has 39 exons. The record is from RefSeq and is a predicted model, not a curated record. Gene Ontology annotation, biological process: intracellular protein localization; endocytosis; retrograde transport, endosome to Golgi. Bases 204 to 6380 code for a protein of 2058 amino acids.